Molecule: messenger RNA, 1219 nt
Organism: Silurus meridionalis
Lineage: Eukaryota; Metazoa; Chordata; Actinopteri; Siluriformes; Siluridae
Product: polyubiquitin-like
Exons: 2
Coding region: 160-630 (156 amino acids)
Biological process (GO): protein ubiquitination; modification-dependent protein catabolic process
Cellular component (GO): cytoplasm; nucleus
Molecular function (GO): ubiquitin protein ligase binding; protein tag activity
Source: RefSeq, a predicted model, not a curated record
CGGGGCUUUCCCGCUAUUUCCCUUUCCCAUUGGUUAUUGUUUGUAAUGAAGGGGCGUGGCCAUGCUGUUGUUACUGCUGGUAACUUGGAUUGAGCUGAAGCACAGACUCAGAUUGAGGUGGUUCUGGGUGAAGAACACUGAGGACAUAAAGUGAUUAAGAUGAUGGAGCUCAUGAUCAAAGACCUAAAUGGAAAAUCACAGAUUGUGAAUGUGUUGCCAAAUGCCACCAUCGGUGAACUCAAGCAACGCGUUGCCCCUCACUUCGAGGUGAGGGCAUCACUCCUGAAGCUUUCCGCCAGCAAUGGUCAGAUCCUGGACCAUGACGAGAAGACGGUGAGAGAUUACGGUUUGAGCUCGGGAUCCACCGUGAUGCUGCUGAUCUCCUCAACCCCGGUGCCUUUUCAGGUGUUUGUAAAGAAUGAGAAGGGACAGAUAAAAACCUACGACAUCACUGACAGUGAGACUGUUGAUCAGCUGAUGAGAAGGAUCUACGAGAAAGAAGGAACACCAUUGGACCAGCAGCGGCUGAUUUACAACGGGCAACAACUCAGUUCUGGCAGGAAGCUGCAAGAUUACAAUGUUGUUUCUGGAGCCACCAUUCAUAUGACCCUCCGUCUGCGUGGAGGCUGAUGGGACACAAACACAUGGAGAUCAUGAUCUCCAUUAUGCUGGGAGCUAAGCACAUUCUCUUCACCGCUAUUUUAACACAGGAUUAGUAUCUGGUUGCUUUACUUUCUUGACCCGCAUCUACCGAAGCUUUGGACACACACUUAGGCACCCUCCCGUAUGGGUUUGGUUGUAGGCAAAGAUAUUUAUUUAUUUAUGUCAUUUAUGAAUGAUGUUAAGAUCUUUUAUUUUUAUUUUUAUUUAUUCUGUUUUUAUAUUUCAUUAUUUUUAUUAUUAUUAUUAUUAUUAUUAUUAUUAUUAUUAUUAUUAUUUCAUGGGAAGCUUAUUAAAAGGCAGUGUGUAAUCAUUCUCUCUCUCUCAUUCUCUCUCUCAUUCUCUCUCUCUCUCUCUCUCAUUCUCUCUCUCUCUCUCUCUCUCUCUCUCUCGUCUUUACAUGUUGUAUAUUAACACAAUUUGUUCUUCACUUAUUAAAACUGAAAUAUUCCUUCCAUCCACACAAUCAAAACUGAAGUGUUAUGAAUCGAUAAAUCCGAAUCAUUACUGCUGCUGUAUAUAUCCUGAACUAUACUGCUUUAAAUAAAAUCGGUUUUGA